Merops nubicus (carmine bee-eater) is the source of this 990-nucleotide messenger RNA. RefSeq names its product zinc finger protein 106-like. The record is from RefSeq and is a predicted model, not a curated record. The annotation marks the transcript as partial. The transcript is spliced from 7 exons. Gene Ontology annotation, molecular function: SH3 domain binding; RNA binding. Gene Ontology annotation, cellular component: cytosol; membrane. Lineage: Eukaryota; Metazoa; Chordata; Aves; Coraciiformes; Meropidae.
AACAACAAGCACGUUGAUACCUUUGAGUGCCACGGCCCCCGGGCAGUGAGCUGUCUGGCCACAGCUCAGGAGGGAGCACGCAAGCUCUUGGUAGUGGGCUCCUACGACUGCACCAUCAGCGUGCGCGAUGCGCGCAACGGGCUGCUCCUCAGGACCCUGGAGGGUCACAGCAAGACUAUACUCUGCAUGAAGGUUGUGAAUGAUCUGGUAUUCAGUGGCUCCAGUGAUCAGUCUGUCCAUGCCCACAACAUUCAUACUGGAGAGCUGGUGAGGAUCUAUAAAGGGCACAACCACGCGGUGACGGUUGUGAACAUUCUGGGGAAGGUGAUGGUGACAGCAUGUCUGGACAAAUUUGUUCGUGUUUAUGAGCUACAGUCACACGACCGCUUGCAAGUCUACGGAGGCCACACAGAUAUGAUCAUGUGCAUGACCAUCCACAAGAGCAUGAUCUACACUGGGUGCUACGAUGGCAGCGUCAGAGCUGUGAGGCUCAACCUGAUGCAGAAUUAUCGUUGCUGGUGGCAUGGAUGUUCACUGAUCUUUGGAGUUGUGGACCAUCUGAAACAACACUUGCUAACUGACCACACCAACCCAAAUUUUCAGACCCUAAAAUGUCGUUGGAAGAACUGUGAUGCUUUCUUUACUUCCAGGAAAGGGUCCAAGCAGGAUGCUGUAGGACACAUUGAAAGACAUGCUGAGGAUGACAGCAGGAUUGACUCAUGAAGAUUUUCACCUCCCACAUUGGGAAGUUGUUUUAUACAUCAGAAUUAUUCCAGAUAACACCACUUUCUUACUCCAGUCUUUCCUCUAUUUUUUUCCCAGUUGAAAUGCAAAAAUGGAGUGGGGCUGAAAUGCCUUUCUGCAGAGAUGGCAGGUUGUGUUGCACUCUGUAGAAAUGAGGCUGGUCAGUUAAGAUCUGGCCCAAACAGAAGAUUCUUGCAAGUUUCUAAUUCAUUGACAGAUAAGAAUAUUCCCUCCUCUUGUCUGCCU